Messenger RNA from Perkinsus marinus ATCC 50983, 1350 nucleotides. RefSeq names its product 26S proteasome regulatory subunit, putative. Gene Ontology annotation, molecular function: ATP binding; ATP-dependent peptidase activity; ATP hydrolysis activity. Gene Ontology annotation, cellular component: chloroplast thylakoid. The record is from RefSeq and is a predicted model, not a curated record. Gene Ontology annotation, biological process: proteolysis. Bases 1 to 1350 code for a protein of 449 amino acids. The transcript has 4 exons. Lineage: Eukaryota; Perkinsozoa; Perkinsida; Perkinsidae.
AUGCCUGAUAGUGAGGAGAGUCGGAGUAUACUGCGCAGAUGGGCCCACCGUAUACUCGCCAUAUUACCAUCUGGGGUGAAGUGGAAUGAUCUCCCGGCCAAGACGCGGCGACUCAUCCUUCUCGCUGUAGCACUUGGUGCGGUUGCCAUCGUCACGAGAGCUCGAAGGCGCCGACUGGGGAUCUCCAAUGCCGCAGCCAAGCCUGAGAACAUCAGCUUAUCCGCAUUCCUCAAGGCCUGCGAGGACGGCCUUGUAGCUUCGGUGAAGGUCUCUCCAGGAGGCAUCAUACAAUCCAUCGGCUCUAGCGGGGUUGUUCAGUUGACUCGGCUGGUGCCGGGCUCACAAAGCCACGUUUUCAGGACCAUCGCUACCUACUGCAAAGACUACAGCUACUUCGUCCCUUCUGCUACUGGGCAGUCUAUUUUCUUCCGAGCAUUGCAACAAAUAGGUAUACCAUUGGCCCUGGUGUACCUCUGGUACCGACUUCUUAUGAAAAUUCUCCACAAGGACGAGUCGCAUGAUUUUGGUGGGGAUCGACGGUCCCGAAUACCGAAGACUACUUUCAAUGAUGUCGUCAGUCCUACAGCGUCAACAGAAUUGAGGGAAGUUGUCGAGUACUUGAACAAUCCCCGAGCUUUCUCUCGUCACGGUGCACGCCCCAUCAAAGGCGUUCUCCUCUACGGCCCCAGUGGUACAGGAAAGACCCUACUAGCCAGGGCAGUGGCCGGAACAGCUCACGCUGCAUUUCUCUCAACUAGUGGGAGUGAAUUCAUAGACACCUACGUCGGUCGGGGUAGUGCACGAGUCCGGGCUCUCUUCAAUCAAGCUAGGGCGUUGGCGCCUUGUGUGGUGUUCAUCGAUGAGAUUGAUGCACUUGGUGCUCGCGGUGCUGGUGACUCCCGUUCUGGUGGUGGUCAUGAGGAGUAUGUACAGACGUUGAACCAAUUGCUUGUUGAACUGGAUGGUGUUUGCAAUCAUGAUGGAGUGGUGGUAUUAGCAGCGAGUAAUCGGCAUGCAGCGAUCGAUCGAGCUCUACUCAGGCCUGGCCGCUUCGACAGACAUGUAUUUUUGAACUUGCCGACCCCGGCUGAGCGAUGGGAAAUAAUUCGAAUACACUCGCGUGAAGUUCGAUUCGAGCAGAACGUGGACAUCCGAGUCCUCGCACAGGCCACGGAGGGCUUCACCGGAGCUGACUUGGCUAACCUAGUCAAUGAGUCGAUAUACCUUUCACUGAGGACCGGCGGCAAUGGUCUCGUACGGGAAUGUGAUCUGCGCUCGGCCUUGACGAAGUGCAAACGACUCGUUCAAGACCGAGAAGAACGUCCGUCGGGUAACACAAUGGUGAAUUGA